Molecule: messenger RNA, 2122 nt
Organism: Fimicolochytrium jonesii
Lineage: Eukaryota; Fungi; Chytridiomycota; Chytridiomycetes; Spizellomycetales; Powellomycetaceae
Exons: 19
Coding region: 111-1862 (583 amino acids)
Biological process (GO): protein localization to membrane
Cellular component (GO): membrane
Source: RefSeq, a predicted model, not a curated record
AACUUUGGGCAAAGCUGCAAAUCCACAAUUGGGAGGAGGACAGGUCGACGCGCUUUCCGCAAUCCCCUCAAGAGAUCACUUGCAGUCAUUAGCAUUGAGAACGGGUCGGCAUGCGGUGGUUGCCGGCACUAGCUCUUCUGGGCGCAUUGGUAUGCACAGCAAGGGCGGACGAACACUCGCACAAGUACACCGACGGCGAGGAAGUGGUCCUAUGGUUCUCGACAGUAGGGCCUUAUGACAAUCUGCAAGAAAGUUAUGACUUCUUGUCACUCCCAUUUUGUGUGGGGACGAAGGAGGUCCAUCAUAGACAUGAGUCGCUGGGCGAAGCUCUUCUGGGCGUGCAGCUGGUGAACGCCGGGGUGGAUAUAAAGUUCAAAGAGGAUGUCUUGAAGACGGAGUUCUGUACAAAGGAGAUGUCGCGAGCCGAUGUUAACGACUUGCGGGAGGCAGUUCAAAACAAAUACUUCUAUCAAAUGUUCGUCGAUGAUCUGCCGCUAGGAGCAUACGUCGGCGAAGCGGAAGGAGACAACAUCUCUUUCUUUACACAUAGACAUUUCAACAUCAGUUAUCGCGAUGAUAGGAUCAUUCAUGUAAAGAUUACCACGGGGGACACUUUGGCUCUGCCGGAAAAGGGGACAGCGGAUCCUGUGUUCCGAGUGCCAUUCACCUACUCCGUCACGUUUACGGAAACGGACGAGCCCUUCGAGAACAGAUUCAAUAAGUACCUGGAUAGGGACUUCUUCGAGCACAAGAUUCAUUGGUUUUCAAUCGCAAAUUCCUUCAUGAUGGUUCUGUUCCUCUUUGGCUUGGUUGCGCUCAUUAUGAUUCGCACCCUCAAACGGGACUACGCGCGAUAUGACUCCGAGCAAGGUCUUUUGGACCUGGAUCGAGACCUCGCGGACGAAUAUGGGUGGAAACAAGUGCACGGCGAUGUGUUCCGCGCUCCAUCGAGACUGUCGGUUCUAUCGGCAUUCAUAGGGACAGGGGUGCAGUUGGUCGUCCUUGCAAUCUCCAUCAUCGUUUCGGCCAUGGCAGGGGACAUGUACCUCGAGCGGGCCACCAUCUUGACGGCAACCAUAUUCCUGUAUGCAUUCACGUCCUUCCUGAGCGGCUACGUGAGUGCCGCCACGUUCAGCAGCUACAGUGGCCGCAACUGGGUCCGAACGAUGUUCCUCACGGCGGCGUUUUGGCCAGCAACCGUUGCGAUUGUGGCAAAUAUCGUCAAUUUUGCCGCGAUCUCGAUUCAAUCGACGAGGGCUAUCCCGUUCGGAUCUAUGGUUGCUAUUAUCGCCAUCUGGCUUCUGGUUGUGUUCCCGUUGACCUUUAUCGGAUACGUCGUUGGCAAGAACUUCACAAAGCUGCCAAACUUUCCCUGUCGGGUUAACCCGAUCCCAAGGCCGAUCCCGGACAAGAUAUGGUAUACACAACCCGCCGCCAUCAUUGGGCUGGCAGGCUUGUUCCCAUUUGCGUCUAUUUUCAUUGAGCUCUACUUUGUCUUCCAAUCUUUCUGGACAUUGCGUAUAUACUAUGUCUAUGGGUUCCUUUUCCUUGUUUUCGUAAUGCUAGUGCUUGUGACGGCCUGCGUCGCCAUCGUCUCGACAUACCUCCUCCUGAACAACGAAGACCAUCGGUGGCACUGGAUAUCAUUCCUGUCGAGCGGAUCAACAGCGCUGUAUGUGUUUGGGUACUCGAUAUACUACUUCGUAACCAAGACAAAAAUGCACGGCUUCUUCCAGACGACGUGGUACUUUGGGUACAUCGGGUUACUAUGCGUCGGGCUGUUCCUGCUGCUGGGUACGGUAGGCCAUUGGGCCGCUGACAAGUUUGUCUCGCGCAUCUAUCGCAAUGUCAAAAUAGAUUGAAGAUGAUAAAAUGCGCGCUCAGGGUAGUGAUAGACUUCAAGUAGUGGCACCGUGGCGCACUGCGAACCUUGAAUGUAUAUAGGUAGUUGAGGAAAGAUAGCCUAACUGAUGCGACACUACUGCCGUUCAAAGUCACAGCGACUCUCGCCAGUCUUGACGUUGUUUUCUCUCAUUCCUCCAACCAUCGAACGCGAGCUUUCCACGGUGGAAACCCCUCGACCGUUCAGUUCGAAGGCAGCCUCCCGAGUCCUCUAGCGACA